Molecule: messenger RNA, 3729 nt
Organism: Oncorhynchus nerka (sockeye salmon)
Lineage: Eukaryota; Metazoa; Chordata; Actinopteri; Salmoniformes; Salmonidae
Gene: pou2f3
Product: POU class 2 homeobox 3
Exons: 13
Coding region: 146-1345 (399 amino acids)
Biological process (GO): regulation of transcription by RNA polymerase II
Cellular component (GO): nucleus
Molecular function (GO): RNA polymerase II cis-regulatory region sequence-specific DNA binding; DNA-binding transcription factor activity, RNA polymerase II-specific
Source: RefSeq, a predicted model, not a curated record
ACCCACUUAGGUAAAUGCAGAUGACCACUAGUAGAUAUUAUACAUUUCCAUCCCAAUACCAGCAUCUUUUAGAGACAAAAGAGACAUAUUCACAUAGUGCUAUCUAAACCAGUGAGUGGAACAAUUGUUAAAUCCAGAUAUUAAGAUGAGCACAGACGGAGUGGAACACUCAGAGGCUCACCAUGAACAAGCAGACAAUGAACAAAAUGGAAUUGACUUCACCAGACAAAUCAAGACAGAGGUCCUCAAUGACUCUCCCCAUUCUGUCUUAUCACACAAGACAUGUCACCUGACACAAGGAGCCCUAAUAUCUGGUGGCCAGCUAUCAGGGGAAGUCUCCUCCUCACACACCAUGCAGCAGUUGGUGCUUAUGCCCGGCUCUCACCACCUCUCACCCCCCUCCUCCUUCCUCCUCUCACAGACACAACACACUGGGCACCAAGCACUUCUGCAGCAGAACCUCCUCAGCUUUCCCACCCAGAGCCAGUCAGGCCUCCUCCAGCACCAGCCUGGGUUAGCAUUGACACCUCAGGCCAUGAGUCGGUCGGGCCUGACGUCGUCGUCCAUGGAAGGCCACCUGGACAUGUCCCACCUGCAGGUCCCCAAACACAUGGGGCCCCCCCAGCAGGACGAGGCCAGUGACCUGGAGGAGUUGGAACAGUUUGCCAAGGCCUUCAAACAGAGACGCAUCAAACUGGGCUUCACCCAGGGUGAUGUAGGCCUGGCUAUGGGGAAGCUGUAUGGGAAUGACUUCAGCCAGACCACCAUCUCCCGCUUCGAGGCCCUCAACCUAAGCUUCAAGAACAUGUGCAAGCUGAAGCCUCUACUUGAGAAAUGGCUGAGUGACGCAGAGAAUUGCCCCUCUGACUCUAUGAGCAAUGCUGUUUCUCUACCCCCCCUGAUGGAAGGCUAUGGAAGGAAAAGAAAAAAGAGGACAAGCAUCGAAACCAACAUAAAGCUCACCCUGGAGAAACGCUUCCUUGACAACCCCAAGCCUAACUCGGAGGAGAUCAUGCUGAUCUCAGAGCAGCUGUCUAUGGAGAAGGAGGUGGUGCGGGUGUGGUUCUGUAACCGCAGACAGAAGCAGAAGAGGAUCUACUGCCCCGUGUCCACCUCACCAAUGAAAUCACACAACUUCAACUCCAGAAUGGCAUCCACGUCCAGAUCAUACAGCCCUCCUGCUUCAGGAGUGUCAUCGAGUUCCUCUCCCAAUAGUCCUAGUCGUGGGCCUUCGCCUGGAACACUCCGGUCUGGCUCCGCUGCUCUGACCUCUCAGGUCAACCAGUCCUUCAGCUCACCAGGGUCGUGGUAUCGCACAUGGAACCCUACAUCCUAUCACCACUGAGAAAGCCUGCCUGUUGUGGAAGAGAACUAAAACUAUUGAUGUCAAUGAAUGGAAACAGAAAUAGAUACAAACCAGCAGAAACACGUGAAGACCUUUUAAAAUUCUAUUGAGAAACUCUAUGCAUUUGGAAUUAAAUGUGAAAUGUCAUAAUCAAUAUUUCUAGCAUCAGUUUAGGGCACCUCUGAGGUCAUAUGAGGCACAAACUGAAUUUGAGCCUACAUUAUCUAUAAGAGUAAAACUAUUGGAAGCAACAAAAAAAAGAAUAGGAACAUCAGAGUCAGGGACGGAUUCUGUUAAACCUGCCGUUAGAAUAUGUUGACGCAGCAACUGUUAAACUACUGCCCACGCACCUGUGGCUUAUUCAGACAACUGGAUCAAUAUGACCUCAACAGCGUCUACCUGGCAUUUUACAGUACUGUACUCUAAAGUUUUGACUUUACAGUCCAAAUCACUGCAAUUUCAUUUGACCACCGGAAAAUAAGAUACAGUAUGUCUGUAUGCCACUAUGUAGCCUAUGCAGCUGUAUGAGUUGGAUUGAAUUUAACUGCCCAUGAAUGUUUACAGUGCGGUUAAUUUGCCCAUUUCCUUUGAUAUUCAUCAGGAGUUCAGGUGUGAGAAUAAAUGUGCGAAGGUGUAUAUAUUAAAAUGCCAGACAGCAAUCUAAAUAAUGAUGUUGCCUACUGUUUGUAUUUUUAUACAGUUGAAGUCGGAAGUUUACAUACACCUUAGCCAAAUACAUUUCAACUCAGAUUUUCACAAUUCCUGACAUUUAAUCCUAGUAAAAAUUCCCUGUUUUAAGUCAGUUAGGAUCACCACUUUAUUUAAGAAUGUGAAAUGUCAGAAUAAUAUUGGAGAGAAUGAUUUAUUUCAGCUUUUAUUUCUUUCAUCACAUUCCCAGUGGGUCAAAAGUUUACAUACACUCAGUUAGUAUUUGGAAGCAUUGCCUUUAAUAAAUUGUUUAACUUGGGUCAAACAUUUUGGGGAGCCUUCCACAAGCUUCCCACAAUAAGUUGGGUGAAUUUUGGCUCAUUCCUCCUGACAGAGCUGUUGUAACUGAGUCAGGUUUGUAGGCCUCCUUGCUCGCACACGCUUUUUCAGUUCUGCCCACACAUUUUCUAUAGGAUUGAGGUCAGGGCUUGGUGAUGGCCACUCCAAUAUCUUGACUUUGUUGUCCUUAAGCCAUUUUGCCACAACUUUGGAAGUAUGCUUGGGGUCAUUGUUCAUUUGGAAGACCCAUUUGCGACCAAGCUUUAAUUUCCUAACUGCUGUCUUGAGAUGUUGCUUCAAUAUAUCCACAUAAUUGUCCUUCCUCAUGAAGCCAUCUAUUUUGUGAAGUGCACCAGUCCCUCCUGCAGCAAAUCACCCUCACAACAUGAUGCUGCCACCCUCGUGCUUCACGGUUGGGAUGGUGUUCUUCAGCUUGCAAGCCUCCCCCUUUUUCCUCCAAACAUAAUGAUGGUCAUUAUGGCCAAACAGUUCUAUUUUUGUUUCAUCAGACCAGAGGACAUUCCUCCAAAAAGUACGAUCUUUGUCCCCAUGUGCAGUUGCAAACCGUAGUCUGGCUUUUUUUAUGGCGGUUUUGGAGCAGUAGCUUCUUCCUUGCUGAGCGGCCUUUCAGGUUAUGUCGAUAUAGGACUUGUUUUACUGUGGAUAUGGAUACUUUGUACCUGUUUCCUCCAGCAUCUUCACAAGGUCCUUUGCUGCUGUUCUGGGAUUGAUUUGCACUUUUCGCACCAAAGUACGUUCAUCUCUAGGAGACAGAACACGGUAUGACGGCUGCGUGGUCCCAUGGUGUUUAUAGAUGACCGUGGCACCUUCAGGCAUUUGGAAAUUGCUCCCAAGGAUGAACCAGACUUUCCAGGGUCUACAAUUUUUUUGAGGUCUUGGCAAUUUUUAUUGAUUUUCCCAUGAUGUCAAGCAAAGAGUUUGAAGGUAGGCCUGGAAAUACAUCCACAGGUACACUUCCAAUUGACUCAAAUGAUGUCAAUUAGCCUAUCAGAAGCUUAUAAAGCCGUAACGUCAUUUUCUGGAAUUUUCCAAGCUGUUUAAAGGCACAGUCAACUUAGUGUAUGUAAACUUCUGACCCACUGGAACUGUGAUACAGUGAAUUGUAAGUGGAAUAAUCUGUCUGUAAACAAUUGUUGGAAAAAAUACUUGUGUCAUGCACAAAGUAGAUGUCCUAACAGACUUGCCAAAACUAUAGUUUGUUAACAAGACACUUGUGGAGUGGUUGAAAAACGAGUUUUAAUGACUCCAACCUAAGUGUAUGUAAACUUCCGACUUCAACUGUAUAUCAUGUUUGCUUAAAUAUAUUUAGGUUGUGAAAUGAGUCGAAAUGAUAGAGGGAAAAGAGCUUUGGAAAAAGAAUAAAGAUUUUAAAAUCA